AUGUAUAACACAACUUCAACACCACCUGCUUUACUUACGGAUUCGUCCAUAACUGCAAUUACAACCGUAUUUAAACCUUCUACAAACAAUAAGAUUCCAUCAAUAACCCGUCGUCCUAUUCCAAAACCAAAUGUAGAUAUUCUUCGGAGAUUAUUAGUUCACUCCGAUGGUCGCGAUAAAUUCUUAAAGAUUAUUCAGUAUUUUGGAAAAAUUAUUCUUUGGCUUCAUAUUAAUAAAAAGAAGACAAAAUAUCCUAAACUUUAUUCUCGUUUAAUUGCCAUGACAUCUCAAUUUUCUAAUACUCGUAAAAUAAUCCGAUUAGCACAUUUUCUUGAACCAUACGCAGAUUUUAAAGAGUACGUAGCAGGCGCUCGUAAUUUACCACACACCGCACUUCCUUAUGAACAUGCUGUUAAUACUUUGGGAUUUAUUAAUUCGAUUGUUGGCUUUUUUAAUGAUAUUUUUGAUGAUUUAUAUUGUCUUGGUAAAGUUGGUAUUUUAGAUAAAUCGGUAGCUAAAAGAUCAGAACCUAUUGCCCUUAAAUUAUGGUUUGUAAAUAUUAUCUUGGAUAUUCAUGAACUUAUAUUUAGAAUUUGGUCAUUAAAUGAGAAAACUAAAAAAUCAAAAGAAAAAUUAUCUGAAAAUGAAUUAGAAAAAUUAAAAGAUAGAAAAUAUUGGUUGUAUAUUAGUUUAGUUAAAUUUAUUAUGGAUUUUUGUUUUUGUGGAUAUGAUUUAUUUGGGUAUACAUUUUCUGAUGGUGUACAGGCUGUUUCAGGCUUUAUAGCAGGAAUUUUAA
Messenger RNA from Funneliformis caledonium, 796 nucleotides. NCBI's taxonomy places the organism in Eukaryota, Fungi, Glomeromycota, Glomeromycetes, Glomerales, Glomeraceae. The record is from the annotation of a GenBank genome assembly.